Molecule: messenger RNA, 1500 nt
Organism: Bemisia tabaci
Lineage: Eukaryota; Metazoa; Arthropoda; Insecta; Hemiptera; Aleyrodidae
Gene: CSN6
Product: COP9 signalosome subunit 6
Biological process (GO): protein deneddylation
Cellular component (GO): COP9 signalosome
Molecular function (GO): metallopeptidase activity; protein binding
Source: RefSeq, a predicted model, not a curated record
AAUGUUUAUUUUCCUCAAAGAGGUUAGAAAUUUAGAAUUCUGCAUUUUCUCGUUCAUUGUGUCACAACUUUCGAGUGGUUACGAUAUUCUCUGUGAAUAAUUUCGAAUUCAACAGUUCCAGCUUCAGCACUCAAUAGAGACAUUCAGGUCUACCUCCAACUCACGUUAAUUUUGUCGUUCCAAUUUUUUGUUACGGUCUUUAGUCUCACCGCAGUUGAAGUAAGUUUGCAUUGUUAGCCAUGGGCACGCCGGCCGCGAGUAGCAUGGAGGUGGAUGAAAGUUCCAAAAAUGUUAUGGCCUCAUCUGGAAUAGUUGGCAGUGUCUCCGUCUCCCUACAUCCAUUGGUCAUUAUGAAUAUUUCAGAACACUGGACGAGGAUACGCGCUCAAGAGGGUCAAGCGCAGCAAGUCAUUGGCGCUUUGAUCGGCAAACAGACUGGACGCAAAGUCGAAAUAAUGAACUCGUUUGAGUUAGUUUUCAACGUUAUAGGUGAAGAUAUAAUGAUCGACAAAUUCUACUACAAGACUAAGGAAGAGCAGUUCAAGCAGGUCUUCAGUGAAAUGGAUUUCCUUGGUUGGUACACAACAGGUGAUGAGCCUGACGAGUCUGAUAUCAAAGUUCACAAGCAGAUCUGCGAGAUCAACGAGAGUCCAGUAUUUCUAAAAAUGAACCCACUUGUCCGAAGGAGCGACUUGCCUGUCACCAUGUAUGAGUCAGUGGUUGAUCUUAUCGAGGGUGAAGCCACAGUGCUUUUUGUAAAACUCACGUACACCCUAGCAACGGAGGAGGCCGAAAGAAUCGGUGUUGAUCAUGUAGCACGCAUGUCCAGCAACGACUCAGGAGAGAGCUCUUUGAUGGCUGAACACUUAACAGCGCAGCACAGUGCGAUAAAAAUGCUACACAGCCGCGCUAAACUCAUAUUAGAGUACCUCAAAGCACUGCAAAGUGGACAGCUCCCGAUGAACAGAGAAAUUUUAAGAGAAGCAUCAGCCUUGAGUAAUCGGCUACCAGUGAUUCAAAAUUCAAAGUUCAAAACCGAAUUUUACAAUCAGGUAGCAGAUGUAGGACUCAUGACUUACCUUGGAACCAUCACAAAGAGUUGCAAUGACAUUAACCAAUUUGUCAAUAAGUUUAAUAUAAUGUACGAUCGACAAGGAAUAGGUCGCAGGAUGAGAGGAUUGUUCUUUUAAUUAUGCAGAUAAAAUUUUUUUGUGAUUUUCAAUUUUUUUCUUGCAUUUUGUCAGCUCUGGCAAUAAGCAGAAAAAUCCUGGCACCAAGACCACUCCACUCUCUUUACCUUUGUUAAUCAUUUUUUGGUCUCUCAGUGCUCCCAAGGAUGUGCAUCUAAGUACGCCCAGAUUUAAGUGUGCAAGCAUUUUGUCAUUAUGUUAUUUUAGGUAAACGAAGCUCAAUAAAUUAGAUCGAAAACCAAAAUAGUGCACAAUUUUUAAGAAUGUGCUUUUUUGUUGAGGAAUAAAUGUAACAUUUUUCUUAUCAGUA